Pecten maximus is the source of this 5388-nucleotide messenger RNA. Its product is annotated as deubiquitinating protein VCIP135-like. The transcript is spliced from 18 exons. Gene Ontology annotation, biological process: Golgi reassembly; protein ubiquitination; protein K11-linked deubiquitination. The record is from RefSeq and is a predicted model, not a curated record. Gene Ontology annotation, molecular function: cysteine-type deubiquitinase activity. The coding region runs from base 159 to 4067 and encodes 1302 amino acids. Lineage: Eukaryota; Metazoa; Mollusca; Bivalvia; Pectinida; Pectinidae.
CGGUUACAAAUGAAAUCGAAACAAAACUUCGUUUUGGAUUCUUUGACUUUAUCUGAGAUAAGAUAGCAUACCAAUCGAGUGUCACAUGAAGACUUUGAAGAGAAUCAUACUGACAUCAGUAGAUGUUUAUGGACACCUAGAUUGAAAUAGACAACAAUAUGCAGGGCCUGUCUAGGCAGAGGAGCGAGGAAUAUAAGGUACUCUGUGGAUCAUGUCCAGAUGAGCAGUGUCGGGCUAAGCUGUUUUUUCCUGCAUACGACAAGAGCGUAGAAUGUACAGGUUGUGGAAAACGCCAUGAGCGGACAUCACUACAAAACAUCGCCGAAGUAACCAAUCCAAGUGUAGCAUUGCACAACAUCCUGAAAAACAUCCUACUAGGAAAUGUGAAACCGAAGAAAGGAACUGACGAUGUCCGAGUUUUAGGCUUAUCAAAUUAUGUUUGUAAGUCCAUUUCUCCUAUCCUCACACAAUAUGGAAUGGACAAGAGAUCUGGUAAGGCUAAACUUUUGAGAGAACUUUCCCAGCAAGACAUCUUCAAUUGUGGAAAGAUUCUUGGCGAUCGUGCUUUCCUCAUCGAGGAGGAAAACUUGGAGGUGAUCGGAUAUGGGAGGGAUAGAUCCGGAAGUGUCAGAUACUUGGGUGAUAUUCUGAAAGAAAUCAAACUCUACAAUGAUGAUGAAGAACGUCUUGUCCCAAUACAUGCCGAUGGUGAUGGACACUGCCUUGUGCAUGCUGUUUCUCGAGCACUGGUAGGCAGGGAAUUAUUCUGGCAUGCUCUACGACUGAAUUUAAGCGAUCACUUCGAGACAAAUCUUUCGCGUUACAAGGAACAUUUUAAAGAAUUCAUAGACGUCGAUGAGUGGGAUUCGAUCAUAAGGGAAUGUGACCCAAACUUUAUUCCCACUGACGGAGAACCAUUAGGUCUAAGAAACAUUCAUGUGUUUGGUCUAGCUAAUGUUCUACACAGACCUGUGGUCCUUUUGGAUUCCUACCUGGGUAUGCAAAGCUCUGGAGACUACUCAGGUGUUUUCCUGCCAGCCCUAGUCGAGCCUGAAGCUUGCAGGAGUCGAGAUGGUACAUUAAACAAACCUCUGUGUAUUGCCUGGAGUAGUUCCGGACGGAAUCAUUACAUUCCUCUUGUAGGAAUCAAAGGAAGAAAACUGCCUAAUUUGCCUCGAUCUAUGAUCCAGAGAGCGUGGGGAGUUCCUUCAGAUUUGAUUGAUAAGUAUAUCGAGUUUGACCAAUCAGGACUUUGCAAAAUAGGAGGAGACAAAUGUUUAUCAGAUAAGUAUAUCCGUCAACUGGUGUCGGCCAUGGAUGAAGUGUUUAUUCAAAAGAACGGGGUCCCUCCUCAGCUUGUGGCUGAUGUACAUCAAUUCCUGUACAAGUCAUCAGGAAUUGUUGGGGUGAAACUUGAAGAUGUGAUAGAAACAACAAAAACAGCCAUUGAGGAGAAGGUUCUCUACCGGUGCCUUACUUGUGAGGCCCUGAUCAAGUAUCAUCUGCCCUCUGAGUGGUUCAAGAGAGGAGGCAGCCUUUACAGCCUUGCAAUAAAGACACACAAGACUCUCUUGACAGACAAGAAAUAUGUCUUUCCCUUACAAGGAGUGACGUGUAUGUACAACAAAGAAAAAGAUGUUUUAGUCCCAGAUAAAGAAGCCUCAAGCCUAAAGAACUGCUCCUUCUGCCAAGGUGACGGUGUACGUCUAGUCAAACCAGAUGGAAGUGUACAGUAUUAUAAUGGUGACCGUACCUUGGCCCGGUCUACCUCCGGCAGGUGUGCCUGCGGUUUCAAGCAUUACUGGGAUGGUAAAGAAUACGACAACAUUCCAGAGAUAUUUCCGGUGACCCUCCAGUGGAAUGGUAAGGUGGUUGAGGAGAAGGUGUCCUGGUUCCAGUACGAGGCCGACCCAUCUAUGAACAGUAAUGUGUUUCAAGUAGCACAGAAGUUAGUGCAGAAACAUUUCCCAGGUGAAUUUGGUAGUGAGCGCCUUGUCCAGCAGGUUGUUGACACAAUCUUACGUAAUACUGCCAAUCGGGAUGUGGGACAAAAGGAGGAAGCCGAGGGGUCACAAGAUGUUGAUAUGGCAGACGACCCUCUAUGGUCAUCCGACACAGCCUCUAAAAUUAUACUGACCGGUUAUAAGCAACAAACCCUUCACAAAGAGGAGCUGACAAAGAGUGAGACAGAGAAACAUGUCCGUAAGCAGGUGGAGAGCCAAGCUCCCAAACAACAACAGAGGAGGACGAAGGAGGCUGCUGUCAUGGCAGCCAAGUCUAGUCCUAAAAAGUCAAAAUCUGAUAUCAUUGCCAAGAAAACGGAAAACGUCAGCCCUUCUCAUGUUCCUAUGGAAACUACACCAGCAACAAAAACCAGUCAGAAAAAAGUUCGCCUGGCAACCUCAGACGGAAGACAGGUUAUGCUGACCCUGGAUAAGGAUCUGACCUUUGAUGGCCUACAACAGAUGAUUCAAUCAGCUGUUGAUGUCCCUCCAAGUCGGCAAAAAAUCAGGGUCGGAUUUCCACCGAAGGAACUCAAGCCUCCCGCUGACUCGGAUUCAGAUCAACUCCUGAACCUUCAACACGGUGACAAGAUCGCUGUGGAAGUGCUGCCGGACCCUUUAUCAAAUGAAGGAAGGUCAAAGUCAUUUAGUGCAGUGUCGGCCUCUCCUGCACCAAGUGCACCGCGGCUGAGCUGGAGUCACUUUGACGAGGACACCCACCCAGCCUCGGCUGAUUCACUGUUACAGAGUCUGAAGGAUGCACAGGAUGCAAAUGACACUUUAGAUGCCAGCAUUGCAUCACUUGCCAUCAUGGCUACCAUUGCUGGGAAGGACCUUUGGACCCAAGUUCAGAGUAUGCCACAUCUGUUCUCCGUUGGGGGUCUUUUUUACAAACAGGUGGAGCGUGACCUCGGACUUGUAGAUGGUAAACACUGCCAGCUUCCGUCACUUCAGGGAAAGGUGUUCCGUUACAAUGCUAAAGAAGGUAGACUUGAGCUCUGCAUGGAGCCUUAUGGCCACUUCCCGGUAGAACCAGGCAUUGACAGAAAAAUGGCAGAAUUGAAGGAGCAAGAGGAAAAGAUAAGAUUCGGAAGCAGUGGUGCUGUGAAGCAUGACACUAAAAAACAAGCUGCAUUCUCUGGUGAGGGACAUUCCUUACAGGCCAUGAACAUCGAAAGAAUGCCUAGCAACAUCACCAACAUGGCCACCCACCAUCACCAUGGCAACCAUCACAAUACUGUUAGAAAUAUGCAGACAAUGUGUAGUCCCGUUAAGCACGAAGCUGCCAUACCAGAAGAUAUGGUAACGGAGAGUUCCAUAAAGGGAAAUAACUCUGGCGAAGACAGCAGGAAGUACCAAAGAUUGGGGCCUGGUUACAGUGUGCUGGACCCGAAUGAUACUGAUAACACCAGUCAAAGUGCGAAAUUCUUCAAGGAAAUUACAGAGAGUAUGGAAAAGUCCAUGCAAGAAAUUGAUCAAGAGAUGGAACGCCUUGAUGAGGAAGAAAAGAGACAUUUUUCUACUACGUCUGCAGAUGUGACCACUGAAACGAGACCUGAAGCCGUUCAGUUGACUGUACAGACUGGAAACGCCGUAAGAACCAGUCCGUCUACAUUAGAACAGCCCCCAUCUGACUCAAUGCAAUCCGAUGCCUUAGAAAUUGAUAGGAACCAAGGAGAAGUUAAACUUCAGACAGACAAUUUAACUAGUGGAAGUUUGGACGAUGACAAAAUAAACACUGAAAGUGAAAGUAGAAAUCCUGAGGAUGAAUGUGGUGAUAUAAGUGCAUCUGGAGGUUCAGAUACUUGUAGGACUCAAAUAUCUCCUACAGUGGAAAUUCCCGGUUCUGUUGUCAUGUCAGAACUUCCAUCGGAAUCCUUGGAGAUAGUGUACGAUAGAACCAGGGACUUCACAUUAACGAGUGGGGCCAGUGUCGAAACCAAUCAAAGACCAGUUGGUGAAACGUUACAGGAGGAAAGUAUGGACAGCCGUUCAACAAAACUAGAAAAUGUUGAAGGGAAACUUGAGGAGUCAAAAUCUGAUGAUAAUGUGAAGAAAAUAUAAAUAUGUCUUAAAAAUACUUACAUAAGGCAAAUGUAAGUAGUACCCUUAUCUACAAAGUAUGACAUAGGAUCAACAGACAAGUCCAGAUGUUGAAAGCAUGUCAACCUAACGAGGAAAAAGCUGUUUGAAAUGCUGUUAGCUAGACAGUACAUAAACUAAAAAAAAAUUCAGAAUGUAUUUUGUUUAACUUUCAACAUUAUGAAAUUGUGAAAAUGCUUUAAUGUGUUGAAAUGUGCAGUAUAUUAUCAAAUAAUUUGAGAUUGAAAAUUUUAGAUAUUUAAUAUGAUAUCCUAUAAAAUAAGUGCUUUAAACAGACACAAUUAAUUAAACAAAUAGACCUAAAUAUUAUUUAAACUCAGCUUACAUUUGUUUUUAAUUGCAGAUGUAUGAAAUACUUUCAGUUAAUUUGAUCAAGACACAUCUGUACCAUAUUACAACAUUUAUGACGGUUUAUAGAUUUAUACAAAAUCUGACGAAGGACAUUUGAUACAAAGGUUAAAUUGUAUCCGUUUCCUACUGAACUGGCUGCUCUUUUUACGAUAUGUUACUGGAAUGUUGGAUUAGUGAAGUCAAAGGUUCUAGGUUCAAUCUAGAGUCAAGCUACUAUAAGCCAGAGGUCAGGGGGUCAAGUUUGAAUAGGACACUAUCACAUCUGUCCACCAUUUUAUUGGUGAAAACCUACCACAGCAAGCGGUCAAUUUAUGGGUGAGAUGAUUCCAAUAGAUGACCAAUGAGUGACGGGCAGAAUUUAAGUCGGAGGCUAAUGUAAAGAACCUUGCAUGUAAAAAGUCCAGAACAAGUAAAUUGCUCAAGAGAAUAGAUUUGUUAUAUAUAGGCCUAUAUAUAGAUGUAUAAUGUAAUACUUAACUCUGUAUCUUUAUACAAAAUAUGUACCGGUGGUGUUGCUUCACAAGAAAGAUCUUGCUUAUCAAGCAAGCCUAAAAGUCAAAUUCAGAAAUGUGACUUUGCUUUUUGAAAAUGAUGAUCUAUUUCAUUUACCUGGAAAAACACACUUCAAAGAUUCAUUUUCUCUUUCCAGAUAAAGAAAAGUAAAACCACAGGGGCUUGACACAUUCCUAUGAUCCAGAAUGAAAAGUUCAGCCCUGGGCCUACCCCUAGAUCACUAAUAAUAAUGAAAAAUUAACCCCAGGGUCGGAACUCUAGAUCACUUAUCAUGAAACCUGAGACUAAAGUUUUCCUCUCUGUCCGUCUUGCCCAUUUGUAUGUAACGCCAAGGAUUGUUAUUCAUUCCUGGGAGGAUGUGAUAAAUAUGUUCAAGUUCCAGGGUUUUUGGGUCCGGGACACUUUAACUAUAUUUUAG